AUGGUCCUACCGGUAAACACUCCUAACGAUAUAGAUGAAAAUGCCAAGUUAGAUGCACAUAUAUUACUAAACAAGUAUAAAAAGGGGAACAUAACGCAAACCAUUUUAGCAGAAAAACUUCGGUUAACAUUACGGAUUACUGAGAUUGAAGAUGUUUUGAAAGAGGACCCUGAAUUAUUAGAGUAUGUCAAAAAAUCAAGUACUUCUACACGCAAUAGAACAACAAAUAACACUUCAAAAUCACAUAACACUGUCAAUAGAGACACUGACCAUAAUGGUAAUCCAGAGUUAUCGGUAGAAAACGAUAACAAUGGAAGUACCACAGCUACUACACCAGAUAUAGUAUAUCCUCCAGAAAAUUUUAGUCAUGUAGUCGGCGAUAUAUACAGAAGUUCUUAUCCAAGAUUAGAAAAUGUACUCUUUUUGGCCAAGCAUUUAAAACUAAAGUCUAUUUUGGUCUUGAUCCCGGAAGACUAUCCACAAGAACUUUUAACUCAAAUAGAAAAAUAUAACAUUAAAAUCUUUCAGGUUGGUAUGAGCGGUAACAAGGAGCCCUUUGUAAAUAUACCAAACGACUUGUUAACUAAAGCUUUGGAAAUUGUAAUAAAUCCUGAGAAUCAUCCAAUACUAAUUCAUUGUAAUAGAGGGAAACAUAGGACAGGAUGCAUUGUUGGUUGUAUACGUAAAUUACAAAAUUGGUCAUUAACUAUGAUAUUUGAUGAAUAUAGAAGAUUUGCAUUUCCGAAAGCUCGUGCUUUGGAUCAACAAUUUAUUGAAAUGUAUGAUAUCGGCGAAAUUAUUAGCAUAGCCUCUGAAAAUAACUGGUUACCUAUCAAAUGGUGA
Saccharomycodes ludwigii is the source of this 843-nucleotide messenger RNA. RefSeq names its product putative tyrosine protein phosphatase SIW14 (gene SIW14). Lineage: Eukaryota; Fungi; Ascomycota; Saccharomycetes; Saccharomycodales; Saccharomycodaceae. Bases 1 to 843 code for a protein of 280 amino acids. The record is from RefSeq and is a predicted model, not a curated record. Gene Ontology annotation, molecular function: inositol diphosphate tetrakisphosphate diphosphatase activity; phosphatase activity. Gene Ontology annotation, biological process: protein dephosphorylation. Gene Ontology annotation, cellular component: cytoplasm. The transcript has a single exon.